Pelodiscus sinensis (Chinese soft-shelled turtle) is the source of this 1458-nucleotide messenger RNA. NCBI's taxonomy places the organism in Eukaryota, Metazoa, Chordata, Testudines, Trionychidae. The record is from RefSeq and is a predicted model, not a curated record.
UCUUUCUUCCCACUUGUCCUCAGCAUCAGUGAGCAGGUCACUCAAAGCACUUUUGAUGUGGUGGUUGUCGGCGGUGGAAUUGUGGGGCUCGCGUCUGCCCGAGAGCUCAUUCUGCGACACCCAUUGCUCAAAUUCAGUGUGCUGGAAAAAGAGGAAGAGUUAGCUUGCCACCAGAGCGGACAUAACAGCGGUGUGAUUCACAGCGGGAUUUACUACACACCCGGAUCUCUGAAAGCGAGGUUGUGUGUGCAGGGUGCCGCCCUCUGCUAUGAGUACUGCGACCAAAAGGGAAUCCCCUACAAACAGUGUGGCAAGCUAAUUGUAGCUGUUGAACAAGAGGAAAUCCCAAGACUCAAAGCGCUGUAUGAGAGAGGGCUGCAGAACAGCGUCAGGGAUCUGAAACUGAUCAGCACAAGAGAAAUAAAAGAAAAGGAGCCUUUUUGCAGAGGGCUGAUGGCCAUUGAUUCUCCAUACACUGGCAUUGUGAAUUAUAGACAAGUGGCCCUGUCUUAUGCUGAAGAUUUCCAGGAAAUGGGAGGGACCGUCUUGACUGAUUUUGAAGCAUCAGGCAUGGAGAUGGCUAAAGAAAGUCCUCCAGAAAGUGAAGAUGGCAUGAAAUAUCCAGUUGUUGUUAGAAACUCUAAGGGCGAGGAAAUCCGCUGUCAACAUAUUGUGACCUGUGCUGGACUUUACUCGGACCGCCUGUCCGAAAUCAGCGGGUGCAGUCGUGAGCCUCGCAUUGUGCCCUUCCGUGGAGACUACUUGGUGUUAAAGCCUGAAAAAUGCUAUAUGGUUAAAGGAAACAUUUAUCCAGUUCCUGAUCCUCGUUUUCCUUUUCUGGGGGUUCAUUUCACACCGCGGAUGGACGGCAGCGUUUGGCUUGGUCCGAAUGCUGUACUGGCCUUUAAGCGAGAGGGUUAUAAGCUGUAUGACUUCAGUGCCCGGGAUUUUCUAGAUGCGGUUGCGUACAGCGGUUUGUGGAACCUGGUGCUCAGAAACAUCUCCUAUGGAGUGAGUGAAAUGUACAGAGCCUGUUUCCUUAGUGCUCAGGUGAAGCAACUUCAAAAGUUCAUCCCAGAAGUUACCAUCAGCGAUGUACUCAGGGGUCCAGCCGGAGUGAGAGCCCAGGCCUUGGACCGGGAUGGCAAUUUGGUAGAUGACUUCGUCUUUGAUGGAGGCACCGGUGACAUUGGAAGCAGAGUUCUUCAUGUCCGAAAUGCCCCCUCUCCUGCAGCUACCUCCUCCCUCGCCAUUGCAAAAAUGGUCGCCGAUGAAGUGGAGCGAAGAUUUGGCUUGUGAAAUACACCCGCCCCGCGCUCUCGGCGUCCGCUCUCGGCCAGCCGGCUGCCUGCACGGAAUGAGUUCCGCCAUGUGUCAGCGGGAGGGCAGAGAGGCCGUUGUCUGGUUCGCUAGAGGGACGCUGGCGGUUAGGCUGUAGAAUACAAAACUGGCAUUUGA